Capsaspora owczarzaki ATCC 30864 is the source of this 1840-nucleotide messenger RNA. RefSeq names its product chaperonin-containing TCP-1 complex gamma chain. Gene Ontology annotation, cellular component: chaperonin-containing T-complex. The coding region runs from base 31 to 1683 and encodes 550 amino acids. The record is from RefSeq and is a predicted model, not a curated record. Gene Ontology annotation, biological process: protein folding. Lineage: Eukaryota; Filasterea; Ministeriida; Capsasporidae. Gene Ontology annotation, molecular function: ATP hydrolysis activity; ATP binding; ATP-dependent protein folding chaperone. The transcript has 5 exons.
GUCCAGUCCUUCUAUUUUGUUUUUGUCGAAAUGAACCAACCAAUCCUCGUCUUGAACACGAACGUGCAGCGUGAGAGUGGCCGCAAAGUGCAAGAGCAGAACAUUGCCGCAGCCAAGGCUGUCGCCGAUGUCAUCCGCACUUGCCUUGGCCCCCGUGCCAUGCUCAAGAUGCUGCUCGACCCGAUGGGCGGCAUUGUCAUGACCAACGACGGCAACGCCAUCCUGCGUGAGAUUGACGUGUCCCACCCGGCUGCCAAGUCGCUCAUUGAGAUUAGCCGAACCCAGGACGAGGAGGUUGGCGACGGCACCACGUCCGUCAUCAUCCUUGCUGGCGAGCUUCUCAACGUUGCCCUUCCUUUCCUCGAGCGGAAAACCCACCCCCAGGUCUUGAUCAACGCCUACACGACCGCGCUCGACGACAUGCUCAAGUACAUUGAAAAGACCGUUGCCGUCACGAUUGAUGUCAACAACGACGAGGACAUGCUCAAGAUCAUCCGCAGCAGUCUCGGCACCAAGUUUAUGAAGCGAUGGUCGGAUCUCGCAUGCAAAAUGGCCCUCGAUGUGGUCCGCACAGUGUCCAUCAACGAGCGAGGCAAGACUGAGAUUGAUCUCAAGCGGUAUGCCAAGGUCGAGAAGAUCCCCGGCGGCGAGAUUGAAGAAUCCUGCGUGCUCCAGGGCGUCAUGUUUGAAAAGGACGUGACCCACCCCAAGAUGCGCCGUCGCAUUGAAAACCCGCGCAUUGUGCUGCUCGACUGCCCGCUCGAGUACCGCAAGGGCGAGUCACAGACCAACAUUGAGAUUUCCAAGGAGGAGGACUUUGCAAAGAUUCUCAAGCUCGAGGAGGAGCAGGUGGAGAAGAUGUGCAUGGACAUUAUCGCCCUUAAGCCCGACCUUGUCAUUACCGAGAAGGGCGUGUCUGACCUCGCGCAACACUAUUUUGUCAAGAACAACAUCACCGCGCUGCGUCGUCUGCGCAAGUCAGAUAACAACCGUGUCGCCCGCGCUUGCGGUGCCACCAUUGUCAGCCGAACGGACGAGCUGCGCGAGAGCGACGUCGGCACUGGCUGCGGUCUCUUUGAGAUUAAGAAGAUUGGCGACGAGUACUUUACCUUCAUCACCGAGUGCAAGUCGCCCAAGGCAUGCACAAUUCUGCUUCGCGGCGCUUCCAAGGACGUUCUGUCGGAGGUUGAGCGCAACUUGCAGGACGCCAUGAACGUUGCGCGCAACGUUGCCAUCGACGCUCGCCUGGUUCCCGGUGGUGGUGCAACCGAAAUGGCACUGUCUGCUUUCCUCAACGAAAACUCAAAGUCCAUCGAGGGCGUCAAGCAGUGGCCUUACCGCGCCGUCGCCCAGGCACUCGAAAUCAUCCCCUCGACCCUCAUUCAAAACUGCGGUGGCAAUGCCAUCCGCGUCCUGACCGCCCUCCGCGCCAAGCAUGCCGUCGCCGGCAACUCGAACUUUGGCAUUGAUGGUGACCUCGGUGUUGUUGCCGAAAUGUCUCAACUCGGUGUCUGGGAUGCGUACUCUGUCAAGAUCCAGACGCUCAAGUCUGCUAUCGAGACUGCCGUGCUUUUGCUUCGCAUCGACGAUAUCGUCUCUGGCCUCAAGAAGGAGGGUGAUGAGGCUGGCAACCCCGGCGCUCAAGCAGCCGACGAGAAUGCCAUGGAAAUGUCGGCCGAGUAAAGUGCCGUGUUGAAUUUUUCAUUGCACCAGAUGGCCCAGCUUCCUGAUUCCUGGUCUUGGUUUUCGUUGCUUUUGUGACGAUAUCCACUUGACUAACUCCAAUCCGUCCGCUUGUACUUUUUUUUUUGUUUUUUGAAUCAAUAAACUCUAGACACAA